AUGGAGGCCACCCAUACCAUAGCCAAUUUAACCUUUGCCCAGUUCGAGGCCUUGUUUCUUGACAAGUACUUCCCCACGCCCCUUCACCUGGCCAAGGAACAAGAGUUCCUGAACUUGAAGCAAGGAAAGUUGACCGUCACCCAAUACGCGGCCAAAUUCGAAGAACUGUCCCGCUAUGCCCUAACCUCCACACCAACCGAAGACAAAAAAGCCAGAAGGUUCGAGUGGGGGCUGACGACUGCUCGAAAGGCUGUGGUAGCUCAAGCCUUCGCCACCUAUGCUGAAGUGGUGAAGUGUGCACUCCGGCUAGAGAGCGAGGAAUUGGACUUCAAAACCCGAUGGAGGAAAGCUACUGACGGCACUGGUGGACCAAUCCGAACCCAACCACCCAACAACGAUCGUGGACCCUACCCCACCAAAUCCUCUAACCCAUCUUUAAGCACCCAACCUUGGAGGACUGCUAUCCCCAAAAAUGGCAAACCAAAGAGAGGCAGUCGAGACAUAGCAACAGUUCAGUGUUUCAACUGCCAGGCUAUGGGUGUCGAUUGGGCUAUAGUAGCAAACACCAAUGUGACAAACUUAACACUAACUCAUCUAGUUGUGCGGGGUUAA
Messenger RNA from Rhododendron vialii, 612 nucleotides. RefSeq lists its product as uncharacterized. Lineage: Eukaryota; Viridiplantae; Streptophyta; Magnoliopsida; Ericales; Ericaceae. The record is from RefSeq and is a predicted model, not a curated record. The transcript has 2 exons. The coding region runs from base 1 to 612 and encodes 203 amino acids.